Messenger RNA from Equus caballus (horse), 3001 nucleotides. RefSeq names its product zinc finger and BTB domain containing 12 (gene ZBTB12). Gene Ontology annotation, molecular function: RNA polymerase II cis-regulatory region sequence-specific DNA binding; DNA-binding transcription factor activity, RNA polymerase II-specific; protein binding. The record is from RefSeq and is a predicted model, not a curated record. Gene Ontology annotation, biological process: regulation of transcription by RNA polymerase II. NCBI's taxonomy places the organism in Eukaryota, Metazoa, Chordata, Mammalia, Perissodactyla, Equidae.
AUCUGGAAUAGGUAAAUCCAUAGAAACAGAACACACAUUGGUGGUUGCCAGGAGGGAGGAGGGGAACAGGGAGCAACUGUUUAGCGGGUAUGAGGUUUUCUUUCGGGAUGAUAAAAAGGUUUUGGAGCUGGAUAGAAGUGGUGAUUGCACAGCAUUGCAAACAUACUAAAUACCACUGAAUUGUUCACUUCAAAAUGGUUAAUGUUAUGUUAUGUGUAUUUCGCCUCAAUAACAGCAAGAGUUAAAAAAAAAAAAGGCCAAUCAGCUGACAUUCAAUGAGUUCUCCUUUAAUUUUGUUGAAAGGAAAGACAGAGAAAGAACCUGACUAGCAGAAUGAUGUUACUAGGUCACUCACUUUCUCAGAACCAACACAGACUUUGGACCGCCCCUUUGGUGCCCUGGGGUUUUGACCCUCCUGAAUUCCCCCUUGGGCCUUCUUUCUGUGGUAAGGGAGGGUCAGACGAGGGGUGCGGAAAGAGAUACCUGCUCUUCUUUCACAGGGGCCCUCUCAGGCCCAUCAGCAUCCCAGCAUCACAUGGGAGUGUCAGAUCUGCAAACUGUCCCCUUACAUCUAUCCAGGUCCACCUACCCCUUGGACAGUGCUCUCCCCCUACAGGGAUGCAUGUGCCCUAGUUUGAAGACUGCUGCCCUGGAGAAGCUUACACGUUGCACCCAGAGAAGACUAAAGAGAGUUCACAGCACAUUGUGGUGAUAACCACCAGUUUAAAAAAAGCAAACAUCCAUCCACAGGACAAAAGACAAAUAAAUGGUGGUGUGAGCAUGCAAUAGAAAGAAAGUGAAUGAAUUACAGCUAGACAAGUCAACAAAAUCAUAAUGUGGAGUGAAAAAGCCAGCCCCAGAAGAACACAGGGCAUGAUUCCAUUUAUAUGAAGAUUGAACAGGCAAAGUUAAACAGUACGCUGUUUAGGAAAACCUACCACAUGUAUAGAUAGUGAAACUAUGAAGAUAAGCAAAGGAAGUAUACACAAGAAAUGCAGGGUAGAGGUCACCCUGGGGGAGGGAGAGAGACGCAGUCAGCGUGGAGCACACGAGCCAUCUAAGGUCCUGGGAAUUUAUUUCUUAAGCUGUAAUCAGGUACCCAGGGUUGCCCACCCCCGCCACAAUGGCCUCUGGGGUGGAAGUCCUGCGCUUCCAGCUGCCCGGCCACGAGGCCGCUACACUGCGGAACAUGAACCAGCUCCGUGCAGAGGAGCGGUUCUGCGACGUGACCAUUGUGGCCGACAGCCUCAAGUUCCGCGGCCACAAGGUCAUCCUGGCCGCCUGCUCACCGUUCCUGCGGGACCAGUUCCUACUGAACCCCAGCUCUGAGCUGCAGGUUUCACUGAUGCACAGUGCACGCAUAGUGGCGGACCUGCUCCUCUCCUGCUACACGGGUGCCCUGGAAUUCGCCGUCAGGGACAUCGUUAACUACCUGACGGCUGCCUCCUACCUGCAGAUGGAGCACGUGGUGGAGAAAUGCCGGAAUGCCCUCAGCCAGUUCAUUGAGCCCAAAAUAGGCCUCAAAGAGGAUGGGGUCAGCGAUGCUAGCCUUGUGAGCAGUGUCAGUGCCACCAAAUCCCUCCUUCCUCCUGCCAGGACCCCAAAGCCAGCCCCCAAGCCCCCACCCCCACCCCCUCUACCCCCUCCCCUCCUUCGGCCUGUGAAGCUGGAGUACCCGCUGGAUGAGGACCUGGAGCUGAAGGCCGAGGAAGAGGAUGAGGAUGAGGAUGAGGACGUGUCUGAUAUCUGCAUCGUCAAGGUGGAGUCGGCCCUGGAGGUGGCACACCGGCUCAAACCUCCUGGAAGCCUGGGAGGUGGGCUGGGCAUUGGAGGCUCCGUGGGCAGCCACCUUGGGGAGCUGACCCAGAGCAGCGUGCCCCCCAGCACUGUGGCCCCACCGCAGGGUGUGGUGAAAGCCUGCUACAGCCUGUCCGAGGACGCGGAAGGGGAGGGCCUGCUGUUGAUCCCCGGAGGCCGGGCCAGUGUGGGGGCCACCUCGGGCCUGGUGGAGGCAGCAGCGGUGGCCAUGGCUGCCCGGGGGGCGGGGGGCAGCCUGGGGGCUGGGGGGAGCCGGGGACCCCUGCCCGGGGGCUUCUCCAGUGGAAACCCCCUAAAGAACAUCAAGUGCACCAAGUGCCCAGAAGUGUUCCAGGGCGUGGAGAAGCUGGUCUUCCACAUGCGGGCACAGCACUUCAUCUUCAUGUGCCCCCGCUGCGGCAAGCAGUUCAACCACAGCAGCAACCUCAACCGCCACAUGAACGUGCACCGCGGCGUCAAGUCGCACUCGUGUGGCAUCUGCGGCAAGUGCUUCACGCAGAAGUCCACGCUGCACGACCACCUCAACCUCCACUCGGGAGCGAGGCCCUAUCGCUGCUCCUACUGCGACGUGCGCUUCGCCCACAAGCCUGCCAUUAGGCGGCACCUCAAGGAGCAGCACGGCAAGACCACGGCUGAGAACGUGCUAGAGGCCAGCGUGGCUGAGAUCAACGUCCUCAUCCGCUAGCGUUAGCGGGGCAGGCAGCUGGGUCCCUGGGCUGGGUGAGAAGGGGGCUCUCUGGCCCAGGAGAAUAGGGGGGUGGGGGUCAGGGGCAGGCAGGUACGGUGGGGAACCUGAGCAGAUACACAUCCUGAGGGAGGGGCCGAGGAUUCCUUGGAGAGAAGACCCUGCCUCUUCAGAAGAAAAGAAUGGAGGAGGAGAGGGUUCUUUAAGAAGGCCAAGGGAAUACGGAGUCAAAGAGAAAGAUUUUCUUUUCUUAGUUGUGCAUGGAUAUGUGGAGAGAGGAAAAGGGUCCUAUACAAAUGAGGAGGAAAAAAGACUGGAAACUGUUUUAUUCUUGGGGUAAGGCUGCCCAGGGAGAGGUUCUGACAUUUCUUGAGGUAGGGGGCGGGAGGGUGGGAACUGGGAGGGAAUUUGGCAGGAGGCAGCUUACCUGCUCCUGCUUAGAAUAGAUCCUUGGGAGAGGGAGUGGUAGGGGGAAAGGAUUAUUGAAUCUCAGAAAAG